AUGCAAAAUGGACUUGCUGCCCUGUUUUCUGCUAUAGACACAGUUUUGUCUCUCCAUUAUGCCUCCUCCAUCACCACACCCAAGCUAAAUGACGUCUGUGCUCGAGCUACCUCCAUGUGUGGAAAGCGAAUCACCUCAUCUACCCUUGAAGCCAUUUUGGCGUACUUCCCACAGGCUUACAAGAUCAUCAGCUACGGCCGUAAUUCUUACGAUUACGCCAUCACGGUGCCUUCAGGAAUGCUGGUUAUGAAAUUUGGAAUGCAGUUGCCACUUCGAAGUGCUGAGUUCGAUAGGUUACUCAAGAGCACCGAAUCUCCAAAUCCUGUAACUUUGGCAUCCAUUGCCAUAGUUGAGACCCCUUUGGUUUCUCCAGUGAAGAGUUCAGGUCGAUCUUUGAAUGCACUGGAAGAGUCCUUGCCGAAAUCGUUGAUGGGUGAAAAUAACGAUGACCCUUCUACGAAUCCAUCAUCUCCAACAAAACUAACGCUAAAAUCUUCUCCCACGAAGAGAUCAUCUCCUACAAAAGUCUCAAAGGCUUCUUUGUUGCGGAAUGAUGCGUCCAAGUUUCAAUUUAAAGAGAAAAUUGCCGCUGUCGAAGCUUCAAAGUCUGGUCUUUCUCUUUUAGAACGUAUCAGGUUGAAGGAGAAACAGCUGAAGAGUCAGGAAACGCCUGAAGCCAGAUAUCACGACCAGGUUCUUGGGAAAAUGCCUGCUGUCUACGAUGUAAUAUAUGAACUUGCACCAGUAGCCUCUCUGGGCCCCAAAUCUCACAGCUUUUCCUUACCGAAAGUGAUAUCCAUAGUGCAAGAUUCGUUUACUUUCAAUAUCGCUGAUACCGAAGUUCUCGAUGUGAUUCGGGAAUUAGAAUCUAGGUUGGGGCCAGAAAAAUUACAUAUUUUAGAACGGGGCGGCGUUCACGCCAUAAAGGUUUUCCAGUUGGAUCGCAAUACAGACUUAAGUCUAAUUAGAUAG
Messenger RNA from Sungouiella intermedia, 972 nucleotides. NCBI's taxonomy places the organism in Eukaryota, Fungi, Ascomycota, Pichiomycetes, Serinales, Metschnikowiaceae. The record is from the annotation of a GenBank genome assembly.